Molecule: messenger RNA, 1971 nt
Organism: Cynara cardunculus var. scolymus (artichoke)
Lineage: Eukaryota; Viridiplantae; Streptophyta; Magnoliopsida; Asterales; Asteraceae
Product: tubulin gamma-1 chain-like
Exons: 12
Coding region: 1-1971 (656 amino acids)
Biological process (GO): microtubule nucleation; meiotic spindle organization; mitotic spindle organization
Cellular component (GO): centrosome; microtubule; cytoplasm
Molecular function (GO): structural constituent of cytoskeleton; GTP binding
Source: RefSeq, a predicted model, not a curated record
AUGCCUCGUGAAAUCAUCACAUUGCAAGUAGGGCAAUGUGGUAACCAGAUUGGAAUGGAGUUCUGGAAACAACUUUGUCUUGAACAUGGAAUCUCUAAAGACGGCAUUCUUGAAGAGUACGCCACUCAGGGAGGUGCAGGUGACAGGAAAGAUGUAUUUUUCUAUCAAGCUGAUGAUCAACAUUACAUACCACGAGCUUUGCUUAUGGAUCUGGAACCCAGAGUGAUUAAUGGAAUCCAAGCCGGUGACUAUAGGGAUCUUUAUAAUCAUGAGAAUAUAUUUAUUUCAGAUGAUGGAGGGGGUGCGGGAAACAAUUGGGCGAGUGGAUAUGAUCAGGGAAAGCAUUUCGAGGAGGAUCUAAUGGACAUGAUAGAUCGAGAAGCAGAUGGUAGUGAUAGCCUAGAGGGAUUUGUUUUAUGCCAUUCAAUUGCUGGAGGGACAGGCUCAGGCAUGGGUUCGUAUCUUCUUGAGACUCUAAAUGAUCACUACAGCAAAAAACUUCUCCAGACAUAUAGUGUUUUUCCUAACCAGAACGAGACAAGUGAUGUGGUGGUCCAGCCUUACAACUCCCUCUUGACUCUCAAGCGUCUUACCUUAAAUGCUGAUUGUGUUGUCGUUCUUGAUAACACUGCACUUAACAGAAUUGCAGUAGAGCGCCUUCAUAUACAAAAUCCUACUGUUUCUGAGACAAAUUCUUUAGUUUCUACUGUUAUGUCGGCUAGUACAACCACUCUACGUUACCCUGGAUACAUGAACAAUGACUUGGUUGGCCUUCUUGCUUCUUUGAUCCCAACACCGAGGUGCCAUUUUCUUAUGACAGGAUAUACACCACUAACUGUCGACCGUCAGGCUAAUAUGAUUCGCAAGACCACGGUAUUAGAUGUGAUGAGAAGACUUCUUCAGACGAAAAAUAUCAUGGUUUCCUGUAAUGCUAGAUCAAAGCAAGCUAAUCUAGCAAAAUACAUAUCAAUAUUAAACAUUAUUCAGGGAGAGGUUGAUCCUACUAAAGUUCACGAAAGUUUGCAACGAAUACGUGAAAGAAAGCUUGUUAACUUCAUCGAAUGGGGUCCUGCUAGCAUUCAAGUUGCUCUCUCACGGAAGUCUCCCUACGUUCGAACUGCCCAUAGGGUAAGUGGCCUCAUGCUAGCAAGUUACACCGGAAUUCGACAUCUAUUCUCCAAGUGUUUGAGUCAGUAUUCUCUCCUAAGAAAAAGGCAAGCCUUUCUCGACAAGUACAAGAGUUUCCCUAUGUUUGCUGAUCUUUCAGAAUUCGAUGAGUCUAAAGACUUACUUGACAGUUUGGUCGAUGAAUAUAAGGCGUGCGAGUCCCCAGAUUACAUCAAAUGGGGAAUGGAGGAUCCAGACCAUAAUCUGACCGACCAAGGAUUUGAUAUUGGAACAGUCGAUCCUACUUACCAAUAUGUCCUUACCAACAAUACCCCAAGCAGCUUUAAAGAAUUUGGAUGUGAAUCCAUCAGGCCCCGGAGCCUUAUCAUCUCCCAUCUGGAAAAGGGCCUGCUUGAUCUCGGAGUCAUCGAAAGGAGAGAGCAUCAAGGCGGCUUGAUUGGCAUUAAGUUUUCUAGUAAAAAGAUAAGCGGGGUCAUGGAUAGGGAGAGACGGGUGAGAGGUGCCGAAAAAGUUUUGGAAGUGGGAAACAAAGAUACAGAGGACCUCAUCGUUAGAAAUCCAGAAAUCGUCAGCAUUUUGAAUGGUAUCAAUGUGAUUCCUACUGAUACGGCUCUUGACCGACUUAUGGAAAAUGAAAAUUUUUUGGCUCCUUCAUGGAGCCAAUUAAUUUUGGAUUUUUGCUUAAGUAACCACUCCUCAUCAAGACAAGCACUGUUAUCGGCAGAUAAGUACCUACAGUGUUCCUCUCGGAGGGCCCCACUAUCAGGAUCCCUAUCAAUAGCGAUGUGGACCCUGUCAAGCUUAAGCCAAAGCUUACACACUUUAAAGAAAAGAUUACGCUAA